UUUAUAUUAUUUUACAACUCACCGUAAAUGGGUUGGUGCACAGUGGAAAGAAAUUUUGAUUUUAUUUAGCUUGUUUCAAAAGUAGUAACUCUUAAAACACGAAGACGUCGUACUUUUAUAAAUUAAAGCGAUAAGUAAAGACCCCUUUAUUAUUGGGACAUUUAUAAAUCUAUUGUAAAGGCAGAGCAAAUAACAGAUUUAUGUGACAGUUUUUCAAUCAACGUUCGGUGGCUGAAAAAUUUCAGUAAGAAAAUGGCGGCUAAUAAAACUUUAGCAUCGUUGAGCACCACUCGUACAUUCACCUUAAAUAUCCAUGUUACUGAUUUACAAACUCAAAAAAGCAUCGAAGUUAAUCAAGAAAGUCAUGUAGGUUUUGUUAUGCUGGAAAUUGUUGAGAAAUUAGAUGUUACAGCAGAUUAUUCUGAUCAUGCACUUUGGUGGCCUGAAAAAAAAAUUUGGAUGCAGAAACCACGUCUAUCCCUAGCCUCCUAUGGCAUGACCUAUGACACACAACUUCAAUUCACACCACAGCAUAAAAGUGUAAGACUUCAAAUGCCUGAUCUUCAGAUAUUAGAUAUGAGAGUAAACUUUGCUGUUGAUGUAUUUCAUACUGUAUCAGAAUUAUGUGCAGAACUUGGCAUAAGACACCCAGAAGAACUAUCCUUAAUGAGACCUUUUGAAACUGGUACUGCUAAAAAACGAAGGAAAGGGAAAAAAGGUUCUGGAUCUGUUGGUUCAGAUGAGACAGGUUCUCAGGGCAGUGUUGGAAAUGGUACUCUUAAUAGAUCUACACUACAAACACCUACAACUCCAGCACCAACUACUUCACCUGUCUCUACUGGUGGAAGAUCAGGCUCAGAUUAUUCUUAUUCUAGUAGUGAUGCUCUUAACCCAUACACCACAGCAUUGUCUCCCAUGUUAGCUCACAGUCCCAAUACGGUCACCCCUGAACAACUAGAUGGUAUUGGACGCGGAAAACCACUCGUAGAACGUGCAACCUUUAAUACUGGCUGGUUUGCAUCUUCUGAAUCACUUAUGCAACAGGGAGUAAAAGAAUAUGACAACUUGUUACUGAGGUUUAAAUACUACAACUUCUUUGACUUAAAUCCCAAGAUUGAUGAGGUGCGAAUCAACCAAAUUUACGAGCAAGCUAAAUGGCAAGUACUAACAGAAGAAAUCGAAUGCACAGAAGAAGAAGCGAUCACCUUUGCUGCAUUACAAUUCCAAGUAAAAGUCGCUGCUCAAAACCCACAAAACUCAUCGGCCACUGAAGAAGUUGAUGAUAUAGAGUCAGCCCUCAAUGAAUUGCAGAUGACAUUGGAGGGUACAAGUCAACAAAACACGUCUACUGGAGUUAGUCAACCUUCGCAACGACCAGCUCUUUCACAUAUCCCUGAAAUGAAAGACAAUCUAAACUUAAUAAAGUCCAAAAGUUUUGGCAUGAAAAGUGUCAAGAGCUACUAUUUUCUAUUUAAAGAUACGCAUAUAUCUUAUUAUAAACAGCAAUCAGAAUCUAUGGCUCAACCGAUACAAAAAUUCAACCUAAAAGGUUGUGAGGUAUUUCCGGAAGUUAACAUCAGCAAAGAUAAAUAUCAUAUCAAAUUAAGAAUACCAGGUCCUGACAUGUUUGAAGUAGAGCUUGGAUGUAACUCACCAGAACAGUAUGUCAAAUGGAUGGCUGCAUGUCGCCUCGCAUCAAAGGGAAAAACUAUGGCUGACAACACUUAUGAAAUGGAAAUGUCUGGUGUGCGAACCUUCUUAAGUAUGCAAAGUGAUGGUGGUUUAGCCAGAGACGAUACAGAUUACUCUUUAGGAGAACAUGCUGGAAUGCAACCAGAAGACUUUGUUCCACAAAGAAUUUUAUCAAAGUACAAGAGUAAACAGAUCGCGGCUCGGAUUCUGGAAUCACACUCGUCGUUUACCAAGCUUGGCCUUUUAGAAACUAAAAUGAAUUUCAUUCGCCAGUGGCAGUCACUACCAGAUUUUGGUAUUACGAAAUUCAAUGCGAGAUUUAGAGAGUCUAAGAAGAAACAGGAGAUAGUUGGUAUAGGGACCAACAAAAUUACCCGUUUCGAUGUCAGCUCCCGUCAAGUCGUGAAACAAUGGCGGUACAGCUCCAUGAAGAAUUGGAAUGUGAACUGGGAAACGCGUGAAAUGAUUAUCUCAUGCGAAGGAGAUAACAACACUGUCAUAUUCUCCCUAGUAGGUGGAGAUAUUAGAUUGGCGCACGAGUUUAUUGGAGGGUACAUAUUUCUUUCAAUGCGCAAGGAUGUUAAUGCUCCAUUAGAUGACGAGAUGUUCUAUAAACUGACAGGCGGUUGGAACACUAUUGGGGGUGGAGAGGGCAAAGACUGGUCAUCCAAACCUGCUCUGUAACAAGGUUAAGAGCUGCACCCUUUUUAUGUUUUGGUUUGUUAGUAGUUGGUCGGUAGAGACUAUACCUACAUGGUACUCACGCGCUAGCUAUCUUUUUAUUCAUUUUAUAUGAAUUUUUAAUACAGUUGGACAUAGCGGUUGUCUCGCGUUGUGAUUCUGCAGAAUACUCACAAUGGACAUGGAAGAUUGUUGACCGUAAUUGGUUCAUUUUUUGUUUGUUUUUAGCACUUCGUGUUUUCUUGUACAUUAAAUACUCUUUAAUUUUUGUACAGACAGCUUUUUAUAUAGUCGAAGUAUUUUUGUGGUCAUUUCUGCUUUUGGUAAACACUUAGUCAAUUUUGUACAUAUGCAUGCAUAUUCAUGUACAGCGUGCACGAAACAAAUUGACUGUUCUCUUAUCUCAUUGCGAAGAAUAAUAACAUAUUUAUAAUUAUUUUUAAUCAAACUGUAAUUUGAAUUUUUCUCUCAAACUUGAUUUAAUCAUAUAUCUUGAUAAUACAGAAUGAAAAUUAUUGAGAAA
Messenger RNA from Hydractinia symbiolongicarpus, 2896 nucleotides. Its product is annotated as fermitin family homolog 2-like. Lineage: Eukaryota; Metazoa; Cnidaria; Hydrozoa; Anthoathecata; Hydractiniidae. Gene Ontology annotation, molecular function: integrin binding. The coding region runs from base 253 to 2376 and encodes 707 amino acids. Gene Ontology annotation, cellular component: cell-substrate junction. The transcript is spliced from 12 exons. The record is from RefSeq and is a predicted model, not a curated record. Gene Ontology annotation, biological process: cell-matrix adhesion; integrin-mediated signaling pathway.